CAGUGGGGGUCAGUGUUUGCUAUCACUACUGCAGGCAGAUAGUCUCGCUCAAGCUAAGCAGCCCCAUAAACAAUGUUUACACUCUACACUAGCUCUGUAUAACGAUAUAAAGAUGUCUCAAACUUCAUAUAGAAUUUGAUAAGCUCUGCUGGGAUCCAGCUAUGGACAUGUUUAAUAAAGUGACGGCUUUUCUGCAGCAGGCCUUGGAAACAAGGGAGCCGUCGAUAAACCUGCUGGACUCUUUUGUGGAUAACUGGAAAGCAAUAACCAACUAUUACAUUGAAACCACAGAUGAGUCUCGUCCGGUGAAGCAGACAGACAUCCCAUGGCGGCUCAGACAGAUGCUGGACAUCCUGGUGUAUGAGGAGACACAGCAAGGAGAGGAAACGGGUCCCUGCAUGGAGUACCUGCUCCAGCACAAAAUACUAGAGACACUUUGCACGCUGGGAAAAGCACAGUAUCCUCCUGGCAUGAGUCAACAAGUGAUGCUGUUCUUCUCUAAAGUCCUGAGCCAGAUCCAGAAACCUGUUCUGCAUUUAAUCAACAUCUAUCGGCCCGUACAGAAACUAGUCCAUCUAUGUGGACUCCCUGAUUCAAAGACUGAAACCGAGGAGUCUCAGUUCCUAUUUGCUGUUUGCACUCGUGUCAAAAAAGACCCUUAUGUCCUCAACUAUAUCCUUGAGAUUACCAAAGACUCUCAGAAGAGGUGCGGCUCUACCUCAGACGAGGCUGUGGAGGAGGGCUGCAGUGGAGCCUCCAGUCCUGAGAGGGCUCCCUCUCCACCAUCUCCCUCGUCCAGCGCUGCCUCCUCCUGUUCGGCCCAGAGCGGAGCUCAUCCCUCCAGCUCACCUCAGACAGCCACAGGCAUUAUACCUGUCCUCAUGCACCUGGGGAAAAGUGAGAAAAGUCGUGUUAUGCUCAGAUCCAUGGAGAGUUUGCUGCUUCUGGUCAGUUUACCACAAGAAGACACUGGACAUCUGCUGGCUGAUGGAACGAUACUGUGUCAUCUACUCGCUCAGAGACUGACUGAACUUUACUGCCUCAUACCCUCAUCACUCGACCCUGCAGACAUUCACAGCUACUCCUGUGCACAGUGGAGGGAUCAGUUCACACAGGACAGUACAGAGGAGAGCCAGUCGUUUCCUGGCAGUGAGAACGUCCACAGGUUCUUCUGCUUUUUGGACUACUGCAAUGAGCUCACCAAGGAAGCACCAAGGGUACUUGGUGUUAAAAUGGCCAGAGCAAUUCACCUUCAGUGGCUUAAAGGAGUCAUUCAGCCUCAUCUGCUUCAGAUGUCAGAGGUUGGGAUCCUGGUACACACCGCUCUGCUGUCCUGUUCUGUACGUCACAUACGUUCUCCUGCGCUCCUGGAGGAACUGGUUCAGUUUCUGCUGGGCAGCGACACACAUUGCGAACAGCGACAGGACACGCAUUCACACAUUCUACGUUACCGCCUUAUUGAACACUGCAAUCACAUCUCAGAUGAGAUCAGUAUCACAACGUUGCGUCUCUUUGAGGAGCUUCUACAGAAGCCCAGCAAGAGCAUCUUAACCAAUCUGGUGCUGCGUAACCUUGAGAAGCGCAGCUACAGGCUGCCCGGGUCCGGGGUCACGGACGAGAGACAUGGAGUCGAGAGUGAUGUCCUGGAAGAGUCUGAGGAGCUGGAAGAGGAUCCCUUCUUCACAGACAUGUAUGAAGACAGUGGGUUCGGAGGCCAGGAGCCUCUUCUGUCUCUGCCCAGUGUCAGAGAGAGACAUAAUCCUAGUGCGCACACACAAGUUGCUGACAUCGUCAAUAGCUUCUUGUGUUUAGUGCCCCAAGAAGCAAAAACAUCCCAUCUGGUGCAGGGAGCAGGAUAUGACACAUAUGUUCAUGAUGCACACAAACUGUUAAAAGAAUGUAUUGCUCUUUCACGGGACUGGAACUGGCCAGAUUCUGCCAAAACCACUGAAUCCAACCCGGCUACAGACUUCUAUGAAGGGCAUUUCCUGCAAAUCCUGUUUGACCGGAUUGCACGCAUACUAGAGCAGCCGUAUGAGCUGAAUCUUCAGGUGACGUCAGUUCUGUCCAAGUUAGCCGUGUUUCCUCACCCUCACCUGCACGAGUACCUGCUGGACCCGUACAUCAGCCUGAGCUCUGGAGCGCGAUCGCUCUUCUCCACUCUAGUCAGGGUGAUCGGGGAUUUAAUGCAGAGGAUCCAACACAUCCACAAUGUGACAGACAAACUGAUGAUGAUCAGGAGACAGCUGAUGGGACUGGAGGAGGAGACGAUGGUGGAUCAUGUGACCCUGAUGAAAGGUGUGAUAGUUCUGGAGGAGUUCUGCAAGGAACUGGCUGCUAUAGCGUUUGUCAAACUACCCAUAGAAGAGCAGUGAACUCAUGAUGCUGAAACCAAAGACAAUACAACGGAUCAGCACCCAACAACAUCUGCUGGAGGACUCCAUCACUGGAAGAAAGUGGAUUUGCACAGAACUGAGUUAAGUGGCAAUAUCUAUAGAUAUACAAGUCACUUUUGAUUAAUGUUGUCAGAGAGGAGUCAACCUGUCUGAUGGCAGUUUUGCCCAAGAUAAAAUAUUAAAAAAAUUCAGACGGGUGCUACAGGAUUUCACAAUGACUGCGUGAUGUACGAAGUCGCUUAUUCUCCACAGCGGCACAUCUUGCUGUAUGAUUACAUUUCACUUUGUGGAAGCAAUAGAAAAAAAUAUUUCUCUCUUGCACAAUAUUUAAGUUUUUUACUAUAUAUUCUAUAUUUUAUAGAAAUUUUAAGGCCCAAUCAGUCAGUUCCCUCUGUAAAUGAUUUUUUUUUUUUUGCAUUCAGAUAUGCUAUUGAAAACCUGAUCUCAGAUCAGGAUUCUAACACUAUCAAUUUUAGGCUCCCUCUUCAACUUUUCUUUCUGAAGUACAAACUGGAGUUGUUUAAGUAUAUCGUAAUGGUGUAAUGAAAGUAUAUCAUUAUUUAUCUUUAAUCUACUUUCUAAAGCCUGUGAAUAAUUAGUGUUGUUUUAUAUUUCUGUAUGUUAUAUGCCUGAAUCAAAGGGCCAGAGAGGUACACAGAUUUGUUUGGUUUGUGUGGUUGUGAUUUGCCAUUGGCUGGUACUCACAACUGAUCUUUAUUUUCUAUAGAGGUCUGACAUCUGUACGCAAUACAUGCUUAAUUCUGUUGUCACAACAAUAAACUCCUAAAAUAUU
This is a messenger RNA of Onychostoma macrolepis, 3189 nucleotides long. RefSeq names its product FHF complex subunit HOOK interacting protein 2B (gene fhip2b). Bases 162 to 2375 code for a protein of 737 amino acids. NCBI's taxonomy places the organism in Eukaryota, Metazoa, Chordata, Actinopteri, Cypriniformes, Cyprinidae. The record is from RefSeq and is a predicted model, not a curated record. The transcript has 17 exons.